AUAUAUUCUUACGCCAAGAAAUCGACCGUAUGCAGCGAGUUAUCUCGGCAGUCCGUCAGACCCUGACUGAUCUAAAGCUUGCAAUCGAUGGCAGCAUCAUCAUGAGUGAGACUCUACGAGAUUCUCUCGACUGUAUGUACGAUGCAAGAAUUCCCAAGCACUGGAAAAAGAUAUCUUGGGAGUCGUCGACCCUUGGGUUCUGGUUCACGGAGUUAAUAGAGCGUAAUGCUCAGUUCCGUACSUGGUGUUUCGAUGGUCGACCUAAUGUAUUCUGGAUGACRGGKUUCUUCAAUCCACAAGGUUUCUUGACGGCAAUGAGACAGGAAGUAACACGUGCUCACAAAGGUUGGGCKYUGGACUGCGUCGUCCUUCAYAAUGACGUCACGCGUUUCUUCAAAGAUGACAUCACCACCCCUCCUACYGARGGUGUCUAUGUSCACGGACUAUUCCUUGACGGCGCAGGAUGGGAUCGCAGAGGGUGCAAGCUGGUAGAGCCUGCCCCUAAGGUCCUCUUCACUCCAAUCCCCGUCGUCCAUAUCUAUGCUAUCAAUUCUACUGGAGGACGGGAUAAUAGAUUGUAUCAGUGCCCCAUUUACAAGAAGCCACAGCGUACUGACCUUACAUACAUCGCUUGUGUGGAUCUGAAGACCAAUCAGAACCCAGAUCACUGGAUAUUACGUGGUGUAGCAUUGCUGUGUGAUAUCAAAUAAAAUAGAAAUAUUUAUCUUAUUUAGAUUAGGACAAAAUGAAAGAUUUUAUAUAAGUAAAUUAAUUAUAAGCGCUUUGUUGUUGAUUGUUCGGAACUCUAAUCGAACAWUUGUCGGCAAGUUGUCGGUGAGUGAUCGUGUACCUGAAUGUUGUGGAACUAUCCGACAGUCAUGCGUUUUUCGGCAAAUGAUCGGUUCGUCGAAUUUGACAGAUGCUAUCUCAUCGUUAACUGUCGACAAAUGUUCGCACAAUAAUCGAUCAGUUGGCGUAGAGCCAUCGGCAAUACCUUCAAUGCAUAUGAACUGUAAAUAGAGUGUUCACGUGUUCAUGACAAAAAGUUUAUAUAUUUAACGUUUGCACAAUAGAUAGGAU
This is a messenger RNA of Exaiptasia diaphana, 1080 nucleotides long. RefSeq names its product dynein heavy chain 8, axonemal-like. Gene Ontology annotation, cellular component: dynein complex. The record is from RefSeq and is a predicted model, not a curated record. The transcript is spliced from 4 exons. Gene Ontology annotation, biological process: microtubule-based movement. Gene Ontology annotation, molecular function: minus-end-directed microtubule motor activity; dynein light intermediate chain binding; dynein intermediate chain binding. Bases 30 to 710 code for a protein of 226 amino acids. NCBI's taxonomy places the organism in Eukaryota, Metazoa, Cnidaria, Anthozoa, Actiniaria, Aiptasiidae.